This is a messenger RNA of Owenia fusiformis, 1369 nucleotides long. NCBI's taxonomy places the organism in Eukaryota, Metazoa, Annelida, Polychaeta, Sabellida, Oweniidae. The record is from the annotation of a GenBank genome assembly.
CGAUAAAUAAACAAACACCUGCUAUUAAAGGUAAAAAGAUAUAGAGGUCAUUAAUGGCGAUAAACGAUAAUAUUUUCUCUUGAAAACUGUUUAAGAUGACGUCUUAGAUAUGCUUGCAUAAAAUAGAUUAUAUUGGACCGCAAACUCAAGACAAGUUAUAGCCAAAAACAUAAUAUUUAUUCUACUGAUCAAUAUUAGGAAAGGGAUCAUGUAUGCACCAGUGUACAACACCGAAUAUUCAAGUAAUUAUACACAUGGACCAGGAGAAUAUGUGUCCACUAAUGCCGCAAACAUACAAAAUCAGACAUGGAAUCCUGCAACUGGAACAAAUGGGCAGAUGUUAACUCAGAGUUCUAUGGGCCCGCCACAGAUGGCACCACCAUCAUACGAGGCCGUGUACGGAUCAUCUAAUGGCGCAGGCCAAAUGUCCUCGAGAACUCCAUAUGAGGUGGGCAGUGUUCAUCCACAACAUUUCCGAACGAUGAGAUCAACUCAGGUGGAGCCAAUGGGGACCACACUACGCACUACGUUUUAUGGCGAAGAGAAUCUACCAGAUAGUUAUGAGGCGGUUCACAGCUCGGAGGCAUGGAGCUAUGACGCAAGAUGGCAAGGGAAAGCAUCUGGAGAAUUUUCCAAAGACUUAAGUCCAAGUUGGCAAGAAUGGUCAGCCAUUUCAAAAUCUCCACCUUAUAUAAAUUGCUCACCACAGCAAAAUAUGGAACAGUACAAAACACAAAUACCAUGAGACGUGUAGUUGUAAACAUUUUUUAGGAUCCUGUAGAAGGAAAUUAACUUGAAAACAAAGCACUCGCGGCACUUUUGGUAUUAAACGUUGUGGUGUUGCUUUUUUGCCUUGUUAUUGCCAAUAUGGUAAAGGAAUCAAGCCCAGAGCUCAACUUAUUUUUGACGAUUUAUGGCCCGAAUGCUUUGUGUCAGACUUUUGAAUGAAGGUGGCAGAAGACGUGCAGUCACCAUACGGAUUUGGGCAUACCUUCGAGAACAACUGUCACUAAAUAAAUUGCUGACACGCAAUCUUGCGUGUGGGAGGUUUCAGGAAUUGUCUCCAAACAAAGUGAAUUUGAUCGAACCCAACUGUUUGCUACCUUUUACGCUGUAUUAUAGCCUACCAGAGUCAAUAAUAAAAUAUUUAAAAUCAUUUUCUAUUGUAAUGUCCAUCAUUUUCGGCUUUAAGGUCAAGUAUGUGGGUAUGAAAUUAUAUAAUUGUAAUUGACAUGCAGACACUUUUUAUAAACAACUCGUACAUUAGACGCUAUAACAUAAGUUGUCCAUUGCCUUCGAUUCAAGUUCCAAAAAGAUGACAUGUGAUGCUUGUAAGCUUGCGUUAAAUAUGAUUUAGAUUAACUCAAUA